Chenopodium quinoa (quinoa) is the source of this 3362-nucleotide messenger RNA. RefSeq names its product protein trichome birefringence-like. The record is from RefSeq and is a predicted model, not a curated record. Gene Ontology annotation, cellular component: Golgi apparatus. NCBI's taxonomy places the organism in Eukaryota, Viridiplantae, Streptophyta, Magnoliopsida, Caryophyllales, Amaranthaceae. Gene Ontology annotation, molecular function: O-acetyltransferase activity. The transcript is spliced from 5 exons. The coding region runs from base 417 to 2330 and encodes 637 amino acids.
AGUCCAGCAAGUUAACUCGUGUGAAGCGCACUCACAUUGGUCCUUCCUGGGUUUUGUUAAUUAAUGUUGUUAUAGUCGUCUUGUGUGUUUUGUUGUAUUGUUGUUUUAUUUAUAAGAUCCUCUCGUAAAAAAAAUAAAAAAAAAAUAAUUCAGGGUUCUUAAUAAUAAGAUCAAGAAACCCGACAAAGUGAACGCGAUCCAACUCAUUUAUUAUAAGAGUUGAGUUAGUGUUUUAAGCCAAUUAACUCAAAGUGUUUAAGACUGUGUGUUGACACUCGUCUUCAUAGUCCACUAAUUAUACUCUCCCAUCCAUAAACCGCUUUCACUUUUCUCUUUCUUCUCUUCUCUUCUCUUCUCUUUCUUCCCCAACUCUCUCUCUCUCCUCCAAAUACAGUUAAGCAACAAACCCUUCAACAAUGGCAGAAUUCACAAAAUACCAAUUAGUCCCAAACAAUAACAACAUUACUACAGAUUUUAAAGGCUAUUUCUCUCUUUUCAAAACCAGAAAAACCUCUGCUUUUGUUUAUGGAGUUGUCUUUGUUUUCAUUGCUUUCACUGUUUUCUUAGCCUUUUCUCCUUCUUCUUCAACCAAUACUUCUUCUACUUGGUUUUUCAAUUAUUUUACUCUUAAUUCUACUUCUCCCCCUAAUUUUACUGAUCAAUCUCCCAGAUCUGAUUUCCCCUCUAAUUUUUCUACUAAAAUUAAUUCUUCUAGAUCUCAAAAUUUUGAUUCAUUUCAAUCACCCUUUUCAAAUUUUACAGAUAAUUUGACAGAUACCCAACUUCCUCCUGAUAAAGUUCAAAACUUUAAUCCUAAUUAUACUGAUAUUAUUCCCCAAAUUACCCCAAAUUUGCCUCAAAUCCCCCCAGAAAUCUCUCCAAUUUUACCAAAACAAGAUGAUAACAUAAACCCCACUAAUAAUACUGAUUACCCAAAAAAGCAAACAAAUCAGAGUAGUGUAAUUCUUCCUCAAAUCUCACCAAAAAUUUCCCCUGUUUCUGAAAAACAGAGUAAUCACAGUACUAGUGUAGUAGCAUCUCCCCCUCAAAUCCCUCCAAUUACACCGAAUUGGAGUAUCGAAACGAUAACGAAUUCGACGAGUGCGAAAGGAAGUGGGGAAGAAGGGAAAGAUUUCCCAACUUCAUUGCCAAAGAAAGAGGAUAAUAAUAGUAACAACAGCAGUCACAGUGAAAACGGUGUCGUUUCAGGGGAAGUUCAAAAACAGGGGAAUGAAAAGAAGAGUUUGGUUGCAUCAUUGAUUGGUUGUGAUUUGUAUGAUGGUGGAUGGAUUAGAGAUGAAUCAUACCCGCUUUAUAAACCCGGAUCAUGUAAACUAAUUGAUGAACAAUUUAAUUGUUUUCUGAAUGGUAGACCUGAUAAUGAUUAUCAAAAGCUUAAAUGGAAACCUAAAGGUUGCACAUUGCCUAGAUUGGAUGGAAGGAAAAUGUUGAAAUUAUUGAGGGGAAAGCGACUAGUUUUUGUUGGAGAUUCGCUAAAUCGAAAUAUGUGGGAAUCCUUGGUUUGCAUUCUUAAGAACUCGGCUAAAAAUCCAAAGAACGUUUAUGAAGCUUCUGGCAGGCAUUACUUUCGGAAUGAAGCUUCUUAUACUUUUGUAUUCAAAGAUUAUAAUUGUACCGUGGAGUUCUUUGUAGCUCCUUUCUUAGUCCAAGAAUGGGAAGUCAAAGACAAGAAUGGAACAACCAAGGAAACUCUUCGACUUGAUCUCGUGGUUAAUGACUCCAAACACUUUAAGAGUGCCGACAUUGUAAUUUUUAAUACCGGGCAUUGGUGGACGCAUGAGAAGACAUCAAAGGGGGAAGAUUAUUACCAAGAAGGCAGCAAUGUCUACAAGCAAUUGGAUGUUCAGGAGGCGUUUCGAAAAGCUAUAACAACUUGGGGUAGAUGGAUCGACAACAAUGUUGAUCCUCAAAAGACGCAUGUCUUCUUUCGCGGCUAUUCCAGUACACAUUUCAGAGGUGGGCAAUGGAAUUCUGGGGGGCAAUGUGACAGCGAGACCGAACCUAUUACAAAUGACACUUACCUAGAGAAAUACCCAUGGAAAAUGAAAGUUUUUGAGACGGUAAUGAGGGGCAUGAAAACCCCUAUAUCCUACCUAAAUAUCACGAAAUUGACAGAUUACAGGAAGGAUGCACACCCAUCAGUCUACCGGAAGCAACGCCUCUCCACAGAAGAGAAAAAAACACCAUUGAAAUUUCAAGACUGCAGUCAUUGGUGUCUUCCUGGAGUUCCGGACUCAUGGAACGAGCUUCUUUAUGCUGAAAUGGUAAGAAGGCGAUACCAAGAACAACAACAAAAAAACAAAACUUAAGCCAGUACAACACAGGCCUCCUACGUUUUUGUUCGCCCAGUCGCCAUGAUUAAGUUGCACGAACGAAUCCAAGAGUUUUGCCUGUGAUUAUUUCCAUUUCAGGUAAAUACUUUCAUUUUAUCCUGUUUUAAUAGAUAAAUUAUUUAUGAAAUACAAAGAUGAGAGAAGUAAAUAGGUCCCCUUGUACUACUAGCUCUUUGUUAGGGAAAUUGCUAAAUUCACUCUCAAAAACAUCUUUUACACUCGCUCGGUAAAAUUCACAAUUUAGUGUUCGGGCUAGGUGGAGUGUAAGAAGUGAUUUUGGGAGUGGAAAUAGAAAUUCCCUUUAUGAAAGUAUUUGGCCAAUUUGUGUCGGUGAUUUAAAAGAUGCAGUUGGCAAUUUUGGUGACGUUGACAAAUCGUGUAAUUUAUUGUUAUCUCCAAAAGCAUAGAAUAUACGUAUGUACAUUAUGAUUGCUUUAGUUUGUUCAUCAUUAAUAAAGUGUUUCAAGUGUAGUAUUUAAGUAUUUUUGCCUCAUUCUCUUUGGUAUCGGCAAUUUUCUAUUAUAUACCCGAGUAUAUUGUAUUUAGGCUGUAGGCUUAUUUAUAGCCGUUUCCGCAUUUACGAGGAUUCUACAUAAGCAUAAGAGCAAAACGCAGGUAAAUUUCUAUUAUAUACCCGAUUGUACUGUAUUUAGGCUUUAGGCUUAUUUAUAGCCGUUUCCGCAUUUAUGAGGAUUCUAAAUAAGCGUAAGAGCAAAAGGCAGGUAAAUUUCUAUUAUAUACCCGAGUGUACUGUAUUUAGGCUUUAGGCUUAUUUAUAACCGUUUCCGCAUUUACGAGGAUUCUACAUAAGCAUAAGAGCAAAAGGCAGUUGAUUCUCGCUUGCUUGUGAUUGACAUCGUGAAAAUUGAAUUCUGUUGCCUCAACUUUUGUAAAUUAUGAUAGAUUGGCAAAAGAAUGUUAUGGACAGGCAACAUGUGAUGUAAGGUUUUCAGAAUCUGGCUUUAAUCAUGUUGUAAAGAUAGUUCAAGGUUCGUCAAAAAAAAAAAA